Funneliformis mosseae is the source of this 1426-nucleotide messenger RNA. Lineage: Eukaryota; Fungi; Glomeromycota; Glomeromycetes; Glomerales; Glomeraceae. The record is from the annotation of a GenBank genome assembly.
GGUAAUGGAAACGACCGUCAAGUUGCAAGAAGUUGGAACAAUGAAAGAUCUCAUAGCAAGGUAUAUCUCCAUCAACCAACAAUUACCUGUGAGAAUAUCAGCGGCAGUACUAGGAGUGUCACCAGGAAGUGGAAAUCUUAUUCUUAAUGAUCAACGACCACAAAUUUCCGAUCCGUUAGAUCUGUCUUUGAAGAAGACAAUCAACGGCCAAGAAGAAGUGAAUGAGAAGAUCAAUGAUUAUGUAAAAGUGGAGGAAAAUGCCGGAGAUCAAUUUGUAGAACGGAUAGAAGAUCAUAAACCAACGCCAAAAACAUGUCGAUCGUGGAUCCUCCGUAGUGGUACUAACGUUGGAGAGACAUUAGCAAGAUAUGUGGAAACCAUUCCGGAGGCCCAAAAAUGUUUAAAUCUCGCUUAUUGGAACAUACUUGAUCUUACUGAGGAUGGCCUAAUAAGAUCUUUUUUUUCAAAGAAUGACUGGGAAGAGAUAACAGAAAGCUUCGAAAGGGAAGUUACUUUAAUCGAAUCAGAUAUACCGGAUGUUGUGACAUUUUUUUUCAAUGAAGUAGAGAAGAUAACAAAACAAAAAAACGCAAACAUUGUUAAGGAGAUCGAAAAUUUAUCUCCGGAAUUAAUUGAAAAGAAUAAUCAUGUUGAGCUAACAAAAGAGGAGAAAGAUAUUGUUGACAGCAUCAGACGUGCUAUAAUAACAUAUACAGAAAACCUAAAAGGACUCGAACUACCCAUCUCAGAAAGCGAUUUUGACAAUGAUUUUUCGAACAUGUUGACAAAACGAUUCUUAGAAAAACAAGAUCUGAAAAUGGAUGUUGGUGAAAUCGCCUGCUGGGCUUCUUCUCGACGCAGGAAUGAAGGGCGUUCGAUUGUCCUUCGCGCACGAAUAGGCCAGAAAUGUGAUUUUCGGGGUACGUUAAAAAACAGUGUUAAUAGUCUCGAAGCAAUAAUUGGGCUCAGAAGUGGGGGUCUACCGGUCGCCAAUCGCAGAAAAAUAUUAGAGGAUCGUAUUGAUCUUUCCGUGGCUAUGCGUGAUGUUUUGUACGAUUUUUUCAAGUCUAAUUCGAAUGCAUCUGGAGACGAUCUCCAUCGCACGUAUGUUCUCGGAACCCAAUCUUGGGGGUGGGUUCACGAAACGUAUGGGAUGGAUUGUAAGGCCACAAACGUGUUACGCCUUGGAAGACUUUCCCAGACCAGAAUGCCAAACACCCAGAAAUCGCUGGCAAUUCUUGAAGGUUUUUAUGCGCUCAUGUCAGAUGUCAAGGUAAUUUGCGACCAUACAAAUGAUGUCUCACUUUCCAAUUCACGUGCACAUAGAGAUCGCAAGAGGAAAAAUUCAGCACAUGACAAGCAACUCGAAUCGUUUGGCGUACCUUCAGUAAGCCCAAAGAAAAGUAAAUUGCGUGAUAAUCUUUAA